UCCCUUCCCUCCUCAUCCUCCGGCUCGUCCCGACACCGGGAUUUUCCUGGGAAAAGGUGCCGCUGUGCCCUGGCAUGGAAUUGUCACCGCUGCGCUGCCCCCGGCCCGGACCCUGCGCUGGAUUCCCGAGGCUGCCCUGAAGCGCGGCCGCCAUGUCCACCAAGGUGCCCGAUCUACCUGAAGAGAGGCAGCCGCAAGGGCAAGAAGGAGAAGCUGCGCGACAUCCUGUCCUCGGACAUGAUCAGCCCUCCGCUGGGCGACUUCCGCCACACCAUCCACGUGGGCAGCGGCGGCGAGGCCGACACCUUCGGGGACAUCUCCUUCCUCCAGGGCAAGUUCCACCUGCUGCCCCGCGGCGACGCCGGCGAGCGCGGCGGCGCCGAGGCGACGGCGCCGUUCGAGUUCUCGCGCACGGCCACCAUGUCGGGCGGCGAGGCGGCCGCGCCGUCGCCGCUGCUCAAGAACGCCAUUUCCCUGCCGGCGCUCGGUGCCGCGCAGGCACUGACCCUGCCCGCGGCGCAGGCCCCGCCGAAACCCCCGCGGCUGCACCUGGACGAGGCCGCGGCGUCACCGGCGUCGCCGCCGUCGCCGCCGUCGCCGUCGUGCCCCCGGCUGGCCGCCAACGGCGAGGCCGAGCCCUUCCUGUCGCACGCCGGCUCGCUGCUGUCCCUGCACGUCGACCUGGGGCCGUCCAUCCUGGAGGACGUGCUGCAGGUCAUGGACAGGCACCAGGCCGAGCGCGGCGCCGGCGCGCGGCCGGAGAUCCUGACGUGAGGGUGAAGGCGUUGGGAAGCGGACGGUGAGGGUGAGGAUGAGGAUGGGGAGGAGGAUUUGGGGUGUUUUUCGGGUGUGGCUCUCGGAUUCCUGCGUUUUCCUCACGCCGGGUGAGGGUUUGGCCUCGGGGGGAGAAGCAGAGUGAGCCCCUGAGCUCUCUCAGCCUCCUCAGUGCCAGAGCUGCCCACGGGAAACACGACGGACCCCACGGGAUGGAUUCCCAAAGAUUCCAGCCAGGAGGAUUCGGGGGGGACAGCGGGGUUUGUUCUCCACGGCUCUGAACAUCCUGAACCGUCAUGGCGCUGUCACCUCAACUUCUGCUCCAUGAAAUCCUUUGAAAGUCCCACAGAUGGGGAAAUCUCCACCGGGAAAUCUCCACCGGGCUCUGUGUCCCUGUGGAGAAGCCAAAACUCCCCGUGGAGGAGCUGGGAUCUCCCAGUGGAGCUCUUGUUUUAGGAACUCAAUCCAUGGAGGGGCCAAAAAAACCCCUCUGGGGCUGAACUGGAGCGACUGGAAAUUGCAAAACCAACCAAAAAUCCCAACGUGAGCUGCAGGUGGAUCCUGGCACCGACGGAUCCCUCGCGGAUGGUUUGGGUGGAGUGGGAAUGCCCAGGGGAAUUCCAGCUGGAUUUUGGGGAACAGGGACAAAAGCCCCACUGGAAACGCUGCUGGAGGAGCCACCAGGACAGGGUGGGACCUCCUCGUCCAAGCUCCUGUCACAAAUUCCAUCUUUUCACCGAUUUCUGGCAGUUUGAGCCCAGAACUGGAUCCCCCCAGGGCGGAGUCGCGGCCCCUCCUGACCCCGGUGCUGUUCCUCAUUGCCUAACGAGUCUAAUUUAGAUUAUCUGACUAAUGACUCAUUAGAUUCUUGUUAACGAA
This is a messenger RNA of Passer domesticus (house sparrow), 1653 nucleotides long. It is a transcript of the gene CDC42EP2, whose product is annotated as CDC42 effector protein 2. The transcript is spliced from 2 exons. Gene Ontology annotation, biological process: positive regulation of pseudopodium assembly; regulation of cell shape; positive regulation of actin filament polymerization. Gene Ontology annotation, molecular function: small GTPase binding. Gene Ontology annotation, cellular component: membrane; cytoplasm. The record is from RefSeq and is a predicted model, not a curated record. Lineage: Eukaryota; Metazoa; Chordata; Aves; Passeriformes; Passeridae. Bases 238 to 774 code for a protein of 178 amino acids.